Messenger RNA from Glycine soja, 2185 nucleotides. Its product is annotated as probable L-galactonate transporter. Gene Ontology annotation, biological process: transmembrane transport. The coding region runs from base 239 to 1729 and encodes 496 amino acids. NCBI's taxonomy places the organism in Eukaryota, Viridiplantae, Streptophyta, Magnoliopsida, Fabales, Fabaceae. The record is from RefSeq and is a predicted model, not a curated record. Gene Ontology annotation, molecular function: transmembrane transporter activity. Gene Ontology annotation, cellular component: membrane. The transcript has 5 exons.
CCUGCGAGUAGAGAGAUUCCGUGGCAGUACUUGCAUGACGAUGACGAAGAUGAAGGAGAUGAUACUGGUUACAGUUGAGACUUAUCAUUUAACCUAACCUCUAUUACAGUUAUAGGGUCAGAGUUAGACACAGAUACAACACAACAUCGUACAUAGACGUUGAUAGUUUAUUGCCUCAGAUCCGCCAUGGACGCAGCUCCGAAGGCCUUUGUCUGAUUUCCUCUUUCUUUCACUUGUCAUGGGACUGAAUCGAACUCCAAGACAUAACCCUGUUCUUCCAACCAAAUCUCCAAUUCUCAGUUGCUCACAUUCUCGUUCUCAGACCAUGAAAACAACACAGAUCUUUGGUGUGUCUCUCUCACUCAUUCUUAUCAACCUGGCUGCUAUAAUGGAGCGUGCAGAUGAAAACCUUCUUCCAUCUGUCUACAAAGAAGUUAGUGAAACAUUUAAUGCUGGACCAUCAGAUUUGGGUUACCUAACAUUCGUAAGGAACUUUGUUCAGGGAUUAUCAUCUCCUCUAGCUGGUAUACUUGUUAUCAACUAUGAUCGCCCGACAAUUCUUGCCAUGGGCACUUUCUGCUGGGCUUUAUCUACUGCUGCUGUGGGCGUUUGCCACGAUUUUCUGCAGGUUGCAUUCUGGAGAGCAAUAAAUGGCUUUGGCUUGGCAAUUGUGAUUCCAGCACUCCAGUCUUUCAUCGCUGAUAGCUACAAGGAUGGAGUGAGAGGAACCGGGUUUGGAUUGCUGAGUCUCGUUGGUAACUUAGGAGGCAUAGGAGGUGGUGUUUUGGCUACUGUCAUGGCCGGCCAACAGUUUUGGGGCAUACAAGGAUGGCGGUGCGCCUUCAUUUUGAUGGCAACUUUGAGUGCAUUAAUUGGAUUCCUUGUUUUACUAUACGUUGUUGACCCAAGAAAAAGAUUUCCUACCACACGUGAUGCUAGUGAGAGUUCAGACAGGGAUGACACUGUCUAUAAAGGCAAUGCUAGUGCAGCAUCAAUAUGGAUAGACUCUUGGGCAGCCACGAAAGCUGUGAUCAAAGUGAAAACAUUUCAAAUAAUUGUCUUACAAGGCAUUAUUGGGUCACUGCCGUGGACUGCCAUGGUGUUCUUCACAAUGUGGUUCGAACUAAUUGGUUUUGAUAACAAUACGUCAGCAACCCUCCUGAGUCUUUUUGCUAUUGGAUGUGCUAUGGGGUCAUUCAUUGGUGGAUCAAUAGCUGAUCAACUAUCACAAGUCUACCCUCAUUCUGCUCGUACCAUGUGCGCACAAUUUAGUGCCUUUAUGGGCAUUCCAUUCUCAUGGUUUCUUCUUAAGGUGAUCCCUCAGUCAGUAAGUAGUUUUCCUAUCUUUUCUGUCACCCUCUUUAUAAUGGGUCUAACUAUCAGCUGGAACGGUGCGGCUGCAAAUGCUCCUAUGUUUGCUGAGGUUGUCCCUGUAAAACACCGUACCAUGAUUUAUGCAUUUGAUCGAGCUUUUGAAGGCUCGUUUUCUUCUAUUGCGGCUCCUCUGGUUGGGAUUCUUUCUGAGAAGAUGUUUGGCUAUAAUUCAAAGUCUGUUGAUCCCAUCAAAGGAUCUUCACCAGAGGCUCUUGCCUUGUCCAAGGGCCUUCUUUCCAUGAUGGCUGUUCCAUUUGGUUUGUGUUGUUUAUGCUACACCCCUCUAUAUUACAUAUUUAGGCGGGACCGUGAAAAUGCUAGAAUGCUUGCUGUGAAAGAGGAGGAGAUGAUGUGAGACACAACACACGUUUUUAAGUAUGGUAGAUCAUUUUAAAGGAGCCCUCUAGCUCUCCUCUGCUUGUGAAUUGGGUCCCCAUUUAAUUGGAGUUUAAAGCUCCGAAAAACACGUGGUUCCGACUUUUGAAUCCAACUUCGAACAAUGACCUCAUUUGAUUUUUUUAUUUGAAGAAUCCAGGUUAAUCAUACAUUCAUGGUUCCGUCAUGGCUAGGUUGCUUAUUACCGAGGAUUGAACUCACUCUGGCUUCUGAGCCAUUUCUUGAGAUGGCAUCUGUAGCUGAAUGGAUCAGAAAUAUCAGGAUAUUUAACCCAGGCUCAUACUGUUUUGUGGCGAGAUCAUCUUGUUUUCAUACGAUUGUACACUAUAAAAUACACAAGUAAAUUUGCAUGCUUGGUUCAACACUUCGACUACACAAAACAACAAUGCUAAUGAAGUAUUUUGAAUAACUUCAA